Messenger RNA from Daldinia loculata, 3707 nucleotides. RefSeq names its product cysteine proteinase. Gene Ontology annotation, molecular function: calcium-dependent cysteine-type endopeptidase activity. The transcript is spliced from 4 exons. Gene Ontology annotation, cellular component: cytoplasm. Gene Ontology annotation, biological process: proteolysis. The record is from RefSeq and is a predicted model, not a curated record. The coding region runs from base 222 to 3473 and encodes 1083 amino acids. NCBI's taxonomy places the organism in Eukaryota, Fungi, Ascomycota, Sordariomycetes, Xylariales, Hypoxylaceae.
AUCCAAACUCCCGGUUUACUGUGGUCGUUGUAAGUCUAAAGCGCAUAACCGAUUCAAGCACGCGUCCGGUCCUAGUUGAUUGACCAUUGGAUACUCUAUACUCUAUAUUUCCUAUUGCAUACCAAGAUCCGUCAUUUUCACCAAGGCUUAUGAAGCUAUAAUACACCUGAGGUUGACUGGAUAUAUUUGGUGGGAUAACCCAAAAUUCACCGGACUUCAUCAUGUCUCGGCUGCCAGACCAGCGAGACCUCACCAGAUUCGGAUAUAGUUCCUCGAGCGAAUCCGACGAAGCCCCGCGUAAAGCGAACACGACCAGUUCAAAUAAUCAAAAUCAGAAGAAGAAAAAGAAGCGCAAGCCCCCGCCUCAGCAGAGCAUCAAUAAGAUAUGGAGACGAUUCACUACGAAGCAGUUUACCAAGGCGCUCGCGGUUCUACCCUUCGACCCCGUGCCACUCCCAAGCACCCCGGAGCGCCCGAACGAACUUCUAAUAACAGGGUAUGAGCGUGCGAGAGAAGAAUGCUCGCGCAAAGUAAAGAAGAUCAUUGCAGAAUGCAAGCGUGUCAACACCCGUUAUAGAGAUCCAGGAUUUGACCUAGAUUGGGACCUUAAGUGGCUCAAGGGCAAUUGUCUGAAUUACUUAGGAUCGCGCAAAUUUGACAUAUCGAACUCUAGACUUGGUACUAAUACCUCUGUCCCCAAAGCUGUUAAGCGAGUGCACGAGAUCUUCGAGAAACCGACAUUUAUGAAGAAUAUAAGUGCCGGGGAUGUGAAGCAAGGCUCACUCGGUGACUGUUGGCUCAUUGCGAGUUUGAGCGCAUUGGCCAACGUUGAGGACGGAAUUAAGCGCAUGUGCGUUGAAUACGAUACUCGGAUCGGAAUCUAUGGCUUCGUGUUCUACCGAGACGGCGAAUGGAUUUACUCUAUCGUCGACGAUAAGCUGUACCUUACUUCGCCAUGCUGGGAUUCGCCAAGUAUGCAGCGCGAGAUGCUCCAGCAGAUUGACCGUGAAGAGCCCGAGAAAGUAUACCGUAAGACCUACCAGACCGGGUCCAAGGCUUUGUUCUUCGGCCAGUGUAAAGACCAGCAUGAAACCUGGGUUGCAUUAGUUGAGAAGGCAUAUGCCAAAGCUCAUGGUGAUUAUGGUUCGUUAUCUGGCGGUUGGAUCGGCGAGGGGUUGGAAGACCUUUCUGGCGGCGUCACCACUGAGCUUCUAGCAUCCGAUAUCCUUGAUGUCGAUGCCUUCUGGGAGGAUGAACUUUGCAAAGUGAAUCAGGAGUUCCUCUUUGGUUGUUCUACCGGCCUACUCGAUGGUGGUUAUGGCGAUCGCAACGGGAUCCGCGAGGGACACGCCUACGUUGUGAUGGAUGCUAGAACACUCAAAAAUGGUCAGCGUCUAGUAAAGCUCCGCAACCCCUGGGGCAAGACCCGUAAAGGUAUUUGGGAGGGACCGUGGUCAGACGGCUCUAAAGAAUGGAACAAUGAUGUCAAGGAUGAGCUGGGCCACCAAUUUGGAAACGACUCCGUCUUUUGGAUCACCUAUGAAGAUAUGCUCGAGAAAUAUCAACACUUUGAUAGGACUCGUCUUUUCCGAGAUCCCGACUGGAGGUGCUGCCAGCGAUGGAUUGGUGUUGAAGUACCGUGGAAGGCCCAGUGGAACGAAAAAUUCCAUAUCAAGCUGACGAAAGAAUCUCCCUUGGUACUAGUGCUCCAGCAGCUUGACGACAGAUACUACAAGGGAUUACACGGACAGUAUAGCUUUAGAAUGCACUUCCGAGUGCAUGAACAGGGGCGCCCGGACAGUGAGGAUUACAUCGUCAGGUCCCAUGGUAACUAUCUUAUGGAACGCUCCGUCUCGAUCGAAAUACCAUGCAUGGAAGCCGGUAACUAUUCGGUAUUUAUUAGUGUUGUGGCAGAGCGCGAUACCGAUAUAUCCUCUAUCGAAGACGUUGUCAAGCGUGAAUGCCGCAAGCGCGUGGAAAACGAGAAGCUAGCCCAAGUAGGCUAUGCGUACGACUUAGCCCAUAGCAAAGGCGUGGCGCAUCUUGAGCAGGUCGCGAAGCUCCGUAAGAAGUCGGACCAGAAGAAGGCGAGUUCCUCGCGUAUGCAUGAACGUCGCAAGAUGUGGGAAAAGCGACAUCUAAACCGCGACAUCACGAAGAAGCAGACGAAGAAGAAUCAAGAGAAGCGCGAUAAGUGGCGCGCAGCAGAGGACGAGAAGAGAAAAGCCAAGGCAGAGGCUGAAAAGGCCAAAGCUGAAGCCGAAGCUGCUGAAAAGAAAAAGCAGGAAGAGGCAGAGGCCGCCGAGAAGAAGAAGAAAGAGGAAGCCGAGGAAGCCGAGCGCAAGAAGAAGGAAGAAGAGAAGCCUAAAGAUGUAGCUGUCCAGACAGACGACACUAAACAGAGCGAAGAUAAGAGCAGCCAGACCGAGGAGGCGGUAGAUACCAAAAAGGAGGAUGCUGGUUCCGACUCUGCAGACAAGCCGAAGGAAGAGUCAGAUGAUACUCCAAAAGAAGCCGCAGCGGACGGCCAAAAAGACGACUCAAAGGACAAGGACGAGACCGACGGCACUAAGAAGGAUGAGGAUAAGUCCGCCAAGGAGGCACCUGCGGAGGAAAAGUCUACUGAGGAAAAAGCUGCUGAAACGAAAGUCGCCGAAGAGAAAGCUGCUCAAGAGAAGGCCAAUUCUGCUGGCAACGCCACCCCUGCUAAGACCAGUGGACAAAAACAACAACCCCCUCCAUCCCCUCAAGCCUACUCAUCAGAAUGCGAUUCAUCCGACAGUCCGGUCGAAGACUGGGAACUACUCUACUCAUCGGACGACAUGUCCAAGAAGCCACGGAUGGCUACGGCACCACCUGCGACCACUAACAAUGACAAUGCCGUAGAGAGCGACGGCGAGUCAGGCAUGCCGGACCCAUGGAACGCGAUCUGCAUCGUCGGGUUCCGGGUGUACUCGAAAGACGAGGACUUGGACCUGCGCGUCGUGCUCGAGGGCGGCGACAUGGCCGAGAACGGCAUGGGCGAGAAGGGCCCCGCGGACAUCGACAACGCGCAGAUGAACGCCGGCGGCGAGCGCGCGAAGCAGAACAAGGAUGUUACGGACGAAGUCGAAAUCGUCGACGGCGAACUCGUUCACAAGAAGAAGAUUGUGCCGGAUAAUGACGACGAGCAGCAGAAGAAGAAGGGCGAUCAAGAUGAGGAGGGGAGGAAAGACGAUCAAGAGGUGAAAGAUUAUAACGAGGCUAAAAAGGAGGAGGAUGAGAAACAUGAGGAUGAAGAAGGCGAAGCAGACGUAGAUGCUCACAAGUCAGACGAUAAAGACGACUGUGCCAAAUCAGACACCUCCGAGUCGUCCGUCGACUCGACGCCCAUUCCGACACCCGAUUCCGACUCGGGAGACUGCAGUCCGCAGUACUCGGCAGCCGAAAAGACAGCCGGCGACUCAUCAUCAGUAGCCAAGCCCUCGACUUAAAGAGGGAUAUUAUCUUCCAUUCCAUUCCAUCCAUCAUACGUUUCCCAACGGAACGAAAUUCCCCCAGCAUUGCGUAUUUCUUUUCAACAAUUAAUUACCUACCUACCUAUUUUAUCGCGUUCGGAGCAUGGAUACCUUUUCUUUUUUUUGCGCUCUUUUCUCUCUCGUAUUCGCGGGCAUUGAUAGAUGAUUUUACGAUUUCCGGCUAUAUAAGUCGCUACGAAUAGGACGGGC